This is a messenger RNA of Arabidopsis lyrata subsp. lyrata, 879 nucleotides long. RefSeq names its product transmembrane protein 18. NCBI's taxonomy places the organism in Eukaryota, Viridiplantae, Streptophyta, Magnoliopsida, Brassicales, Brassicaceae. The transcript is spliced from 4 exons. Gene Ontology annotation, cellular component: nuclear membrane. The coding region runs from base 185 to 676 and encodes 163 amino acids. The record is from RefSeq and is a predicted model, not a curated record.
CGAGAGCAUUAAGCAGAAGAAACUUGUUAAAAACUUGGCGAGACGCGUGAGAAAAAGUUGAGAAUUGGAAUCGAAGAAGGGAUAGGGUUUUGGUUACUUGGAGAGUGUGAGUAUUUUAGUUACCACCGUCGUUUGCGAUUUCAAACUUUUUUUUGUUAUACCGGUGAAUUUGAGUAGACAGACAAUGGAAGAAAUAAGAUCGGCGAUGGAGAAGCAAAUGGAUCUCGUAGCGGAUCUGGUUGAGAAACUCUCCGGAGAGCUCCGAACGGGGUUCCAACCUGCUUACGAUAAUUUCUUGGGAUUUUUCCACGCCAUUGAUUGGAAGGAACCUUGGAUUAUGGGUUUAAUGGCAUUUCAUGCUUUGUUGCUACUGGUUACUCUUCUUUCUAGAAGGCAUCUCAACUUCCAUAUGUUUCUCUUCUUAUUGGCUUUGGCUGGGGUAUACUUUGCAGAGAAUCUCAACCGGGAGUUGAGAAAAAACUGGAAGAGCUUCUCAACUCAAAACUACUUUGACUCGCAAGGAGUCUUCCUAUCGGUUCUCUGGUCUGGACCACUUUUGGUCAUUGCUAUGAUAAUCCUGAUAAACACACUGUUUUCGCUUUGCUACCUAAUCGUAAAGUGGAAAAGAGCUGAGCUCAGGCAUCGCGCAAGGCUUGCUCGUACCAAGGAGGAAUAGAUCCCACUUUUUUAUAUCUCACAUUUAUGUAUACUCUCACUUUGCAACAAACUGUUUUGAGGUUUUUAGUAGAAGGCUAGAAGCUGCUCUUUCUAUGUAUCUCGUGUUUAAUUGAAUUGAAUUGUAUCAAAACCGAACCAAACCAGAUUAUUCUACUUCGGUUUGUUAUGGUAAUGUUUUGAAACCCCGAAUUGAAAUCGAAA